This is a messenger RNA of Gorilla gorilla gorilla (western lowland gorilla), 6189 nucleotides long. It is a transcript of the gene LAMA4, whose product is annotated as laminin subunit alpha 4. The transcript has 39 exons. Gene Ontology annotation, molecular function: signaling receptor binding. NCBI's taxonomy places the organism in Eukaryota, Metazoa, Chordata, Mammalia, Primates, Hominidae. The record is from RefSeq and is a predicted model, not a curated record. Gene Ontology annotation, biological process: regulation of embryonic development; cell adhesion; regulation of cell migration. The coding region runs from base 420 to 5870 and encodes 1816 amino acids.
AGCUGAAUAUUCUUCUGGAGCCCUUGGAGGGGCUCCAAACUGAGAGGGGAGGGAAGGCCGCAGGGAAAGGCGGACCUCAGUGUCUGAAAAGCCAGCUUAGAGUGGGAGGGCCUGGGAGUAGAAGGUAAAAAGGGAGUGGUGAGAAUGAAUGUGAGAAGGAAGCCAGGACAGCGCAGUCCCCAGUCCCGAACGGCCAGGGAGAGGAGGUGGCCUAGCGCUGGCGGGGCUCACCCCAAUCCGUCUGCCUUUUGAUGCCGGACUGUAAGCUCCGUCCAUCUCUGCUAGUUGCGCUGCCACCUCGGGAUACUGCACACGGAGAGGAGGGAAAAUAAGCGAGGCACCGCCGCACCACGCGGGAGACCUACGGAGACCCACAGCGCCCGAGCCCUGGAAGAGCACUACUGGAUGUCAGCGGAGAGAUGGCUUUGAGCUCAGCCUGGCGCUCGGUCCUGCCUCUGUGGCUCCUCUGGAGCGCUGCCUGCUCCCGCGCCGCGUCCGGGGACGACAACGCUUUUCCUUUUGACAUUGAAGGGAGCUCAGCGGUUGGCAGGCAAGACCCGCCUGAGACGAGCGAGCCCCGCGUGGCUCUGGGACGCCUGCCGCCUGCGGCCGAGAAAUGCAAUGCUGGAUUCUUUCACACCCUGUCGGGAGAAUGUGUGCCCUGCGACUGUAAUGGCAAUUCCAACGAGUGUUUGGACGGCUCAGGAUACUGUGUGCACUGCCAGCGGAACACAACAGGAGAGCACUGUGAAAAGUGUCUGGAUGGUUAUAUCGGAGAUUCCAUCAGGGGAGCACCCCAAUUCUGCCAGCCGUGCCCCUGUCCCCUGCCCCACUUGGCCAAUUUUGCAGAAUCCUGCUACAGGAAAAAUGGAGCUGUUCGGUGCAUUUGUAACGAAAAUUAUGCUGGACCUAACUGUGAAAGAUGUGCUCCCGGUUACUAUGGAAACCCCUUACUCAUUGGAAGCACCUGUAAGAAAUGUGACUGCAGUGGAAAUUCAGAUCCCAACCUGAUCUUUGAAGAUUGUGAUGAAGUCACUGGCCAGUGUAGGAAUUGCUUACACAACACCACCGGAUUCAAGUGUGAACAUUGCGCUCCUGGCUACUAUGGGGACGCCAGGAUAGCCAAGAACUGUGCAGUGUGCAACUGCGGGGGAGGCCCAUGUGACAGUGUAACCGGAGAAUGCUUGGAAGAAGGUUUUGAACCCCCUACAGGCUGUGAUAAGUGCGUCUGGGACCUGACUGAUGACCUGCGGUUAGCAGCGCUCUCCAUUGAGGAAGGCAAAUCCGGGGUGCUGAGCGUAUCCUCUGGGGCCGCCGCUCAUAGGCACGUGAAUGAAAUCAACGCCACCAUCUACCUCCUCAAAACAAAAUUGUCAGAAAGAGAAAACCAAUACGCCCUAAGAAAGAUACAAAUCAACAAUGCUGAGAACACAAUGAAAAGCCUUCUGUCUGACGUAGAGGAAUUAGUUGAAAAGGAAAAUCAAGCCUCCAGAAAAGGGCAACUUGUUCAGAAGGAAAGCAUGGACACCAUUAACCACGCAAGUCAGCUGGUAGAGCAAGCCCAUGAUAUGAGGGAUAAAAUCCAAGAGAUCAACAACAAGAUGCUCUAUUAUGGGGAAGAGCAUGAACUUAGCCCCAAGGAAAUCUCUGAGAAGCUGGUGUUGGCCCAGAAGAUGCUUGAAGAGAUUAGAAGCCGUCAACCAUUUUUCACCCAACGGGAGCUCGUGGAUGAGGAGGCAGAUGAGGCUUACGAACUACUGAGCCAGGCUGAGAGCUGGCAGCGGCUGCACAAUGAGACCCGCACUCUGUUUCCUGUCGUCCUGGAGCAGCUGGAUGACUACAACGCUAAGUUGUCAGAUCUCCAGGAAGCACUUGACCAGGCCCUUAACCAUGUCAGGGAUGCCGAAGACACGAACAGGGCCACAGCAGCCAGGCAGCGGGACCAUGAGAAACAACAGGAAAGAGUGAGGGAACAAAUGGAAGUGGUGAACAUGUCUCUGAGCACAUCUGCGGACUCUCUCACAACACCUCGUCUAACUCUUUCAGAACUUGAUGACAUAAUAAAGAAUGCAUCAGGGAUUUAUGCAGAAAUAGAUGGAGCCAAAAGUGAACUACAAGUAAAACUAUCUAACCUAAGUAACCUCAGCCAUGAUUUAGUCCAAGAAGCUAUUGACCAUGCACAGGACCUUCAACAAGAAGCUAAUGAAUUGAGCAGGAAGUUGCACAGUUCAGAUAUGAACGGGCUGGUACAGAAGGCUUUGGAUGCAUCAAAUGUCUAUGAAAAUAUUGUUAAUUAUGUUAGUGAAGCCAAUGAAACAGCAGAAUUUGCUUUGAACACCACUGACCGAAUUUAUGAUGCGGUGAGUGGGAUUGAUACUCAAAUCAUUUACCAUAAAGAUGAAAGUGAGAACCUCCUCAAUCAAGCCAGAGAACUGCAAGCAAAGGCAGAGUCUAGCAGUGAUGAAGCAGUGGCUGACACUAGCAGGCGUGUGGGUGGAGCCCUAGCAAGGAAAAGUGCCCUUAAAACCAGACUCAGUGAUGCCGUUAAGCAACUACAAGCAGCAGAGAGAGGGGAUGCCCAGCAGCGCCUGGGGCAGUCUAGACUGAUCACCGAGGAAGCCAACAGGACGACGAUGCAGGUGCAGCAGGCCACUGCCCCCAUGGCCAACAAUCUAACCAACUGGUCACAGAAUCUUCAACAUUUUGACUCUUCUGCCUACAACACUGCAGUGAACUCUGCUAGGGAUGCAGUAAGAAAUCUGACCGAGGUUGUCCCUCAGCUCCUGGAUCAGCUUCGUACGGUUGAGCAGAAGCGACCUGCAAGCAACGUUUCUGCCAGCAUCCAGAGGAUCCGAGAGCUCAUUGCUCAGACCAGAAGUGUUGCCAGCAAGAUCCAAGUCUCCAUGAUGUUUGAUGGCCAGUCAGCUGUGGAAGUGCACUCGAGAACCAGUAUGGAUGACUUAAAGGCCUUCACGUCUCUGAGCCUGUACAUGAAACCCCCUGUGAAGCGGCCGGAACUGACCGAGACUGCGGAUCAGUUUAUCCUGUACCUCGGAAGCAAAAACGCCAAAAAAGAGUAUAUGGGUCUUGCAAUCAAAAAUGAUAACCUGGUAUACGUCUAUAAUUUGGGAACUAAAGAUGUGGAGAUUCCCCUGGACUCCAAGCCCGUCAGUUCCUGGCCUGCUUACUUCAGCAUUGUCAAGAUUGAAAGGGUGGGAAAACAUGGAAAGGUGUUUUUAACAGUCCCGAGUCUAAGUAGCACAGCAGAGGAAAAGUUCAUUAAAAAGGGGGAAUUUUUGGGAGAUGACUCUCUGCUGGACCUGGACCCUGAGGACACAGUGUUUUAUGUUGGUGGAGUGCCUUCCAACUUCAAGCUCCCUACCAGCUUAAACCUACCUGGCUUUGUUGGCUGCCUGGAACUGGCCACUUUGAAUAAUGAUGUGAUCAGCUUGUACAACUUUAAGCACAUCUAUAAUAUGGACCCCUCCACAUCAGUGCCAUGUGCCCGAGAUAAGCUGGCCUUCACUCAGAGUCGGGCUGCCAGUUACUUCUUCGAUGGCUCCGGUUAUGCCGUGGUGAGAGACAUCACAAGGAGAGGGAAAUUUGGUCAGGUGACUCGCUUUGACAUAGAAGUUCGAACACCAGCUGACAACGGCCUUAUUCUCCUGAUGGUCAAUGGAAGUAUGUUUUUCAGACUGGAAAUGCGCAAUGGUUACCUACAUGUGUUCUAUGAUUUUGGAUUCAGCAGUGGCCCUGUGCAUCUUGAAGAUACGUUAAAGAAAGCUCAAAUUAAUGAUGCAAAAUACCAUGAGAUCUCAAUCAUUUACCACAAUGAUAAGAAGAUGAUCUUGGUAGUUGACAGAAGGCAUGUCAAGAGCAUGGAUAAUGAAAAGAUGAAAAUACCUUUUACAGAUAUAUACAUUGGAGGAGCUCCUCCAGAAAUCUUACAAUCCAGGGCCCUCAGAGCACACCUUCCCCUAGAUAUCAACUUCAGAGGAUGCAUGAAGGGCUUCCAGUUCCAAAAGAAGGACUUCAAUUUACUGGAGCAGACAGAAACCCUGGGAGUUGGUUAUGGUUGCCCAGAAGACUCACUUAUAUCUCGCAGAGCAUAUUUCAAUGGACAGAGCUUCAUUGCUUCAAUUCAGAAAAUAUCUUUCUUUGAUGGCUUUGAAGGAGGUUUUAAUUUCCGAACAUUACAACCAAAUGGGUUACUAUUCUAUUAUGCUUCAGGGUCAGACGUGUUCUCCAUCUCACUGGAUAAUGGUACUGUCGUCAUGGAUGUAAAGGGAAUCAAAGUUCAGUCAGUAGAUAAGCAGUACAAUGAUGGGCUGUCCCACUUCGUCAUUAGCUCUGUCUCACCCACAAGAUAUGAACUGAUAGUAGAUAAAAGCAGAGUUGGGAGUAAGAAUCCUACCAAAGGGAAAACAGAACAGACACAAGCAAGUGAAAAGAAGUUUUACUUCGGUGGCUCACCAAUCAGUGCUCAGUAUGCUAAUUUCACUGGCUGCAUAAGUAAUGCCUACUUUACCAGGGUGGAUAGAGAUGUGGAGGUUGAAGAUUUCCAACGGUAUACUGAAAAGGUCCACACUUCUCUUUAUGAGUGUCCCAUUGAGUCUUCACCAUUGUUUCUCCUCCAUAAAAAAGGAAAAAAUUUAUCCAAGCCUAAAGCAAGUCAGAAUAAAAAGGGAGGGAAAAGUAAAGAUGCACCUUCAUGGGAUCCUGUUGCCCUGAAACUCCCAGAGUGGAAUACUCCAAGAAACUCUCAUUGCCACCUUUCCAACAGCCCUAGAGCAAUAGAGCACGCCUAUCAAUAUGGAGGAACAGCCAACAGCCGCCAAGAGUUUGAACACUUAAAAGGAGAUUUUGGUGCAAAAUCUCAGUUUUCCAUUCGUCUGAGAACUCGUUCCUCCCAUGGUAUGAUCUUCUAUGUCUCAGAUCAAGAAGAGAAUGACUUCAUGACUCUAUUUUUGGCCCAUGGCCGCUUGGUUUACAUGUUUAAUGUUGGUCACAAGAAACUGAAGAUUAGAAGCCAGGAGAAAUACAAUGAUGGCCUGUGGCAUGAUGUGAUAUUUAUUCGAGAAAGGAGCAGUGGCCGACUGGUAAUUGAUGGUCUUCGAGUCCUAGAAGAAAGUCUUCCUCCUACUGAAGCUACCUGGAAAAUCAAGGGUCCCAUUUAUUUGGGAGGUGUGGCUCCUGGAAAGGCUGUGAAAAAUGUUCAGAUUAACUCCAUCUACAGUUUUAGUGGCUGUCUCAGCAAUCUCCAGCUCAAUGGGGCCUCCAUCACCUCUGCUUCUCAGACAUUCAGUGUGACCCCUUGCUUUGAAGGCCCCAUGGAAACAGGAACUUACUUUUCAACAGAAGGAGGAUACGUGGUUCUAGAUGAAUCUUUCAAUAUUGGAUUGAAGUUUGAAAUUGCAUUUGAAGUCCGUCCCAGAAGCAGUUCCGGAACCCUGGUCCACGGCCACAGUGUCAAUGGGGAGUACCUAAAUGUUCACAUGAAAAAUGGACAGGUCAUAGUGAAAGUCAAUAAUGGCAUCAGAGAUUUUUCCACCUCAGUAACACCCAAGCAGAGUCUCUGUGAUGGCAGAUGGCACAGAAUUACAGUUAUUAGAGAUUCUAAUGUGGUUCAGUUGGAUGUGGACUCUGAAGUGAACCACGUGGUUGGACCCCUGAAUCCAAAACCAAUUGAUCACAGGGAGCCUGUGUUUGUUGGAGGUGUUCCAGAAUCUCUACUGACACCACGCUUGGCCCCCAGCAAACCCUUCACAGGCUGCAUACGCCACUUUGUGAUUGAUGGACACCCAGUGAGCUUCAGUAAAGCAGCCCUGGUCAGCGGCGCCGUAAGCAUCAACUCCUGUCCAGCAGCCUGACACGACAGAGCACAGCUGCCCAAAUACAAAGUUCUUUAGAGCACUGAAAGAAACACAAAGCCAGCCAGGAGGAACAGUAACACUUCCUUCUGGUGGAAGCUUUCAUCGAGUUGAACAGGACUUAAACGAAUCAUCAGGGACCGGAUAUUUCUUAUUUCUCAUUUGGAUUCUUAACCUUGAGUCCAAAGUGUCUGCAAUGGACAACAAUUGAAGGAGUGGCAAACUUACUUGUAUUGAGAGCACACGCAAUUCCUACUGGUGAAAUUACUGUUUCUGUUCUAAUAAAAUAGAAGGGAUUCCAAAUAAACACUUGCACACA